This is a messenger RNA of Yamadazyma tenuis ATCC 10573, 1722 nucleotides long. RefSeq lists its product as uncharacterized. The record is from RefSeq and is a predicted model, not a curated record. NCBI's taxonomy places the organism in Eukaryota, Fungi, Ascomycota, Pichiomycetes, Serinales, Debaryomycetaceae.
AUGCUUUUUAAGACUUGCACUAGGAGUCUUUCAAGGAUACGCCACCGACGUGUGAUACAUCUAUCACAUGGAAUAACAGAUUGGGCAGAUGAUAAACUUAAAGUGAAUGCCAAACAAGAGGAGAAAUACAGAAAAAGGUUGGCUACAGAUGUGGCUAAACAUAACCACAGAAAGCACAUAGCACAACAGUAUCAGAUACACCUACGAAAUAUCAAAGAUGAAGAUCCUUUGAUCACGUUUCAACCAAAGAAAAUACAAGAAGUACCUUUAAGUGGAUUGGAACAACUAGAAAAGCUAGAUCUUUCAUAUGCCCACACGAUACAGGGAACAGUAAUGGCCAUCAUAGACGAAACUUUAGCUACCUUAUUGGUAGAGAUGAAUUUGCGGAGACAUUUGGUAGGAGAUGUGGUGGAUUCCCGAAUUUUGGUUAAGAGUAUAUCAGGGUUUGGGAAAGAGGACAUCCCUCAAGAUAUUGAUUUGGAAGUUUUCAUGGACAGCCUUGGAAAAACUAUCGAGUUCUCCAGUUUAGAGGAAUUUAGAUUGGUUUACAGCUACUACAAGUCAGGAAACUAUCUCAACUACGAGACUAGUGAGAUGUCCCGUUUCGUGAAAGGGUUUCGGAAUGGGUAUCAACUGAGAUUCAGUUCCGAUUCUUUGAUCCCUCGAAUCAACGAGUUAUUCAACAACUUCAACAACAAGCAGGACCAGAUUAGUAGAGUCUCCUUUAUGCUCAGCUUUGUGGUAGAGUUGAUAAAGGCUACAGAACCUCCUUCUAUGAAGGUUUUCCGGCAUAUUUUAGAUCAUAUGAACAAUUGUGAUCUUUUGGCUUACCAGCUAAUAAUUAUGAGGCAUCUCACCCCGAUCAAGUUCAAAUCAAGUGCGUUGGCAGAUAGUCAAUCGCCAAAAUUAACUGCAUUGCAAUACAAAGAGCUCAUCGAGGAAGAACCUGAGCUCGUUAAUACAUUAUUCAAUUAUUAUGACAAAAUCGACAGUGAUGAGACGAUUGAGCAGUUAUUGUCAUACUUGAAGUUAGAGGAGGUAUUGGAGCUAGAAAUUCUUUGCAGCGGGUCGAUAUAUAACCAGCUUAUAUCGAAGAGUCUGUUUUUGAAAAGUAGAAGUUCCGACUUGAACCAAUUGGAAAUUGUGUCUUAUGACACACCCCAACAAAUGAUAUUGUCCAGAGAUACCAUGAAAAAUAUCAUAGGGAUAUGCAUCAAGCAUAAAAAAUACAAAUAUAUUGACUUUUUGAUUAACAAGAUUCUUCUUCAAUCAAAUGAAGAUGGAGUACUCCUCAUGUUAAAUGAUGACCCUCAAUUGAUUUUUAAUCUAGAUCAGAUGGAGAAGGUGCUUCUCAAUGUGUUUGAUAAAGAGUUGAUGCUACUCAUAAUAAAGGUAAUCAACGAAUCGAACGAUAGGGGAAGACUUAUGUGGCUUCUUCCCAACUUAGAUCUUUUCCUCAAACAUUAUCUUCUGGCCCAUAGGGAAGGGAAAAAACUUCAGAAAGUAUAUGAGACCUUCAGAAAUGGUGUCUUUGACUCAGACUUCUUGCAAGCAGAAAAAGUUCUUGGUGUGAAUCUUAAGUUAGUGUUCAACAUCUAUAAUUGCUUAAGAAUCCACACGUCUGACACCACAGUUGCAUAUUAUGAAAAGCUCAUCGGUAUACCAGCACCCACCGAUUCAGUAUCCAUGGAUCCUUUAUUUCGGAAUUACUUUGAGUUAUAA